Messenger RNA from Ilex paraguariensis (yerba mate), 2392 nucleotides. The record is from the annotation of a GenBank genome assembly. NCBI's taxonomy places the organism in Eukaryota, Viridiplantae, Streptophyta, Magnoliopsida, Aquifoliales, Aquifoliaceae.
GGUUCGGUUUUCAACCAUCCUCUCUCUCUCUCUCUCUCUCUCUCUCUCUUGUGCCCAAUAGAGGGUUCCACUGCAAAUCAUUCUUUUCCCGAGGUUUUCAGGAUCACCCCAUCAGAGACAAACACUGGUAAUGCUUUGAAUUUCUUUCGCGGCUCUCUGACCUGCAGCCUCUGAAACUGAGGAAGGGAAAGAUGGCUACCUAUUAUCAGAGUUUAAGCAAUCAAAGAGACGUCUUGCCAUCCUUAUACUUGCAAGACCAAAAACUUGCUGCAUACCAUGAAUCACUUCAUCUGCCUGGUAACAAAAUGGAUCCCCACCUAGCUUCUACUGCUGCAUCCCAUGAGAUGUUUUCCGGGAAUUAUUUAGGGAUUCCUUCGGGUGGAAGCAGGAAUGAAAUGGUGUUCAGUACACAAGAAGGGGAUCCUGGAAGUAUGCAGUCGAUUGGUGGGAAUACAAACAUUACAACAGGUGUUUCGAAUGAUAACUGUGUCUCCCAGGGUUACCAGAUGGUUUCAAGAACACUUGGAAUGUUAGAUCAUGAACAAAAUAUGCACUUUCAAGAGUUAUCUCUCACCAUGGGCACGCAGAUAUCAUCUGCAGGUCAUGUACCUUCAAUUCAAGACCAGUUUACGGGUCCUGGUCUUUCUUCCUUAUUGAGUUCUCAUGUUCCAGAUACAGGGGAAGACUGCCUUGAUUUUUCAGGAGGUAUGCGCUGUGCAACCAAAGUUGGGGCUUUGAACAACCCUCUAUCUUCAGUAAGCACCAAAGAUAUGUGUUCUGAUCAUCUGUAUGAACGAUCAAGUGUUCCAUGUGCAAUUUUGAACUCUGAAUAUCUCAAGGCUGCACAACAAUUGCUUGAUGAAGUGCUUAAUGUUCAGAAAGCUCUGAAGCAGCCUGAAUCAGAAAAACAUCACAAAUUCCAUAAGUUUGGUUUGGAUGGCUCCAAAGAGACUGAUGAUACAUCUAAAUCAUGCUCUGUGCUUCCCCUAGAGAAUGCAAUGACGUCUAACCCUCAGAGAUCAACUACCAAUUCCCCUCAUGGACAUUCACCUACCGAACAACAGGAUUUGCUGAGCAAGAUGACCAAACUUUUGUCCAUGUUGGACGAGGUUGAUAGAAGAUACAAUCAGUAUUACCAUCAGAUGCAAACUGUGGUAUCAUCAUUUGAAAUGGUGGCUGGCUUUGGAGCUGCUAAACCAUAUACAGCGCUCGCACUCCAAACAAUUUCCCGUCAGUUCCGCUGUGUGCGUGAUGCACUCAGUCAGCAGAUUCGAGUGACUCGGCAAAGAUUGGGGGAGGUAGAUGCUACAUCAAAUAGCCAAGGAGGGGGAUUAUCUCAACUCCGGUAUGUGGACCAACAGCUCAGGCAACGAAGGGCCCUUCAGCAGAUAGGUAUGAUGCAACAUUCUUGGAGGCCACAAAGAGGAUUGCCUGAUAGCUCCGUUUCCAUCCUUCGUGCUUGGCUUUUUGAGCAUUUCCUUCAUCCUUACCCCAAAGAUUCGGAGAAAAUCAUGCUUGCAAGGCAGACGGGACUGAACAGAAACCAGGUUGCAAACUGGUUUAUAAAUGCAAGGGUGCGUCUUUGGAAACCGAUGAUUGAAGAGAUGUACAAAGAGGAGUUCGGUGAUUCUGAGGCCGACGCUAAAUCUUCACCAGAGCAAGCAGCCAAAGCAAAAGAAGAGUCGUGGGCUACUGAGCAUAGGGAGGAAGAAUUGCAAGUGCGGGUAACAUCUUCAGCUGCUGACUAUAAACCUGAUUUUAUCCUUGACGUAGGUAUAAAGGAGUGCACAACAAGAGAUUGUGGAGUAAUGAAACUGCCAGGUGACAAAAGGCCUAAUAAGGAUGACCACAGCUUUUGUUCAGAUCAGACCACGCCACCUGACCAUUGUGGCGAUGGGAGUCUUAUGUCUGGUGCUGCCACAUCAGAUACGUUUGGUUUUCCAUUUAGCAAUCAAGAAUCACUUGCAUUGGGAUUGCGGCACAACAAAAACGAUCCCCUGCUUACGUCUGGAGGGAUGCAAUUACAGGGAGUUGACACAGCAGAAUCUGAAGUUGGCGUUGACAAAGCAGAAUUUCCUUUUUUGGAUCCUGUAAACCAACAGCACAGGUUCGACAAUCCCCACCUGGUAUAUGAUUUUGUGGCAUGAUAUGAGUGCUUCCCUGCAACAUCCUGGAUGAAAAUAAACUCUCUAUAAAGAGAGAGGGAGACGGAUAGAGCGAAAGAAAGACAUCUUUUUCCUUGACCUUUUAGUUUUUGUAUCAUUUGUUUUGCUUGUAUACUGAUAAAAAGUGAUAGAAGGUUGUGUGAAUACUUAUAUCGAUAUAGGUGUGAUUUCCAUUCGUGUAUAGUAAAUAAUUUGUUGGAAAAAGCUUAGGUUAUUGUAAUGAUAAG